GGUUUCACCGCUAGAUGCAGAUGAGGCGCGCGGGCGCUCACACAGUCACCGGAGAACUGCAGCGAGGAAGCGGGAGAUGUCCAAGCAGUUUGGAGCUGCAGGAUUCUCAGCUACUCUGGCAGCCAUGGCAUCUUCACCAGAUACAGAGAAACCCAAAGAGGAAAUCAGCUUAGACGAGCUCUCUCUAUACACAACCCCUCAGCAGAAAUUCCACUAUGUUGAGCCGGAGAAAGGAACGAUGGAGGAGAACAUGACCACAGUCAGAGAAAUGACAGAGCCUUAUAUUACAUGGUGUCAGGGAGUCUACGGAGUGGUGAAGCCCAAAGUGGACAGAACAGUUCAGUUUGGCAAAGACAGUUCUGAGUAUUUAAGAAAUCCUCCUAAGGAGUUUUAUCCCAGAGCCGGAGUGAUCGGAUUCGCCGGAAUCCUUGGCCUUUUCCUGGGGAGAGGCUCCAGGAUGAAGAGGUUGAUUUAUCCGACAACUUUGAUGGCUGUUGGUGCUUCUAUGUACUACCCUCAAGAAGCAGUCACCAUCGCCAAGAGUACAGGUGAUGCCGUGUAUGAAUUCACACUUCAGGCUUAUGUCACUGUUGAAAAGCUUGUUACAGGAAAGUCUGCAGUGAAGCAAGAAGACAAGAUGAUGAAGACAGAGAUGAAAUCCUCUAAUGGAGAAACGAAACAAUAGUGACAGAAAAUGCAAUAACAGAGCUUCCGCUUUUGCACUAGCCACGCCCCUUUACCGUCCAUCACAGCCAAAGGGGUGUGGUCAAAGUACGUUUAAACUUGAGAUUCUGGGCGGAGCCUCCUGAAACGCUAUUUUAAUGUAUAUUUGUGUACAAAUGCAAAUAAAUCCACUUUAGACAGAA
Tachysurus vachellii is the source of this 866-nucleotide messenger RNA. RefSeq names its product apolipoprotein O, a (gene apooa). Gene Ontology annotation, cellular component: MICOS complex. The record is from RefSeq and is a predicted model, not a curated record. The coding region runs from base 77 to 685 and encodes 202 amino acids. The transcript has 8 exons. Gene Ontology annotation, biological process: cristae formation. Lineage: Eukaryota; Metazoa; Chordata; Actinopteri; Siluriformes; Bagridae.